Molecule: messenger RNA, 5416 nt
Organism: Drosophila gunungcola (fruit fly)
Lineage: Eukaryota; Metazoa; Arthropoda; Insecta; Diptera; Drosophilidae
Exons: 9
Coding region: 279-5240 (1653 amino acids)
Source: RefSeq, a predicted model, not a curated record
UUAAAGAAAAAAAUUUUUACACAAAAAAAAAAGGAAAAAAUCACAAAACAGUUGAAACGAACUACUACACGCAGAAGCCAUCUUCAUAACUAAGAACCAAGAACCGAAAACCAUUUAUUGACCAGACAGCAUCAGCCAGAGGAGAAUCACAACCAGCAGCCGGGCACAGACAGACAGACAUUCACACAGGAUCUCCGGCAGGGUGUACGGCUGGUAGCUGGAGAGCAUUGUCUUGUCCAUGCGAAGCACGUCCUUGAGCUAAAGCUUACGAGUCUGGCAUGAGAAGAGCUGAGCCGAUCCCUCAGCAACCUUGUCUCGAAACAGCCACAGAAGCGAAUCGCUCGUCUUUUUUGAGCAUGACGGAACCGGAAGUGCCCACUGUGCUCGAACUGGACAACCCGCCGAACUUGGGCAACUGCUCCGCCACAUUAAGCGCAGCAGGCCUUGACCCAGCUCAGGAUGCAGAGGUACAACCAGAACAAGGACCUGAGCCAUGUCCCGAACUAGCAGCUGAAACAGAACCACUAGAAACCCCCUAUGAGGCACUAUUGGAAGACCCAUCACUAGAACCACCACUAAUAUCAGUUCUAAUGGUGGCUCAGUUGGAACUGCCAUUAGAAACACCGUCAGGACCACCAGCAGAAUUUCUGUUAGAACCACCACUUGAAUUACCACUUGUAGCACCACUAGAAUUACCACUAGAAUCACCACUAGGAUCACCAUUAGAAACUCCAAUAGAUUCACCAAUAGUAUCACCACCAGGAUCACCACUAGAAUCACCACCAAUAUAUCCACUAGAAUCACCACUAGGAUCACCACUAAAUUCACCACUAGAAUCUCCAAUAGAUUCACAAAUAGAAUCACCACUAGGAUCACCACUAGAAUCACCACUAGAAUCAUUAAUAGAAUCACCAACAGAAUCACCACUAGGAUCACCACUAGAAUCACCACCUAAAUCACAACUAGAAUCACCUCUAGGAUCACUUCUAGGAUCACCACUUGAAUCACCACUUAAAUCACAACUAGAAUCACCACUAGAAUCACCACUACAAUCACCACUACAAUCACCACUAGAAUCACCACCUAAAUCACAACUAGAAUCACCUCUAGGAUCACUUCUAGGAUCACCACUUGAAUCACCACUUAAAUCACAACUAGAAUCACCACUAGAAUCACCACUACAAUCACCACUACAAUCACCACUACAAUCACCACUACAAUCACCACUACAAUCACCACUACAAUCACCACUAGAAUCACCACCUAAAUCACAACUAGAAUCACCUCUAGGAUCACUUCUAGGAUCACCACUUGAAUCACCACAUAAAUCACAACUAGAAUCACCACUAGAAUCACCACUACAAUCACCACUACAAUCACAACUACAAUCACCACUAGAAGCAUCAGCACAGUUACCAGAGACGGUGAGCAGCAGUCCCAAGAGCCCAGCCCAGAAUGAGCCAGGCCAGAUGUCACCAUACGCACCCGUCUUCCAUCCAAAGCGUUCCCAUGAAGCCAAAAGGCGCGAAAAUGGGACACCGCAGAGCGCAGAACAACAGUCUGAGUGGCACUUCUUCGACUUGGGUUUCGAGAUCGGAACUGGACCAUACAUUGGACCAGGAGGAGACAUACCGCGGCGUUUUCAAUUAUUGAAUGAAGCCCAUCGAGAGCGCAACUGCAACAGCUUUGGCCUGGGCAUGAAUUUGGAGUGCGGCGAUCCGGGACUGCUGCCGUCGUCAUCAACACCAGUGGCGGAGCGAUCUACUCCGUGGGUGGCCUACUUCAGACCGAAUGUGGUGAAUGAGCGCCAAGCUCAAAAGUCAGGGGCUGCGGGGUCUAGCGGAAACAGCGGACGCAAUUGGACUUUAGGAGGCACAGAGACGAGUACGAAACCAUUGGUGGUCGAACCGGCGUUCCCGCCCUACGAGGCUUUUGCCAAGCAACUUGGUGAGUUCGGCUUGCCGGCCGACGAGUACAUGGGCACACUGCGCAACCUGUUGAUACGCGCCAACGAUCUGAUGAAGCCGCUGGUCCAAGGCCCAUUUGAGCACAUGUCGCCCGCCCAGAUGGCCGAGUACACCACCGCCAUUUUGGCGACACCGCCGCUGCACCCGAGCCUCUUCCUGCCGGCGAAUACGCCACGUCCCUGGUCGGUCGCCACUGAGUUCGGCCUGCCCUUCGACAGCCAUCCGCACAGCCUCACGCCCGAGGAUCGGGCCCGCAUCCAGGCGAUUCCCAAGCUGGUGGAUGCGACCACCCAAACGGAAUUCCGUCCCAGCCCACCGGCGAGCUACUACACGGGGUCACCGCUUGUGUUCGAGAUGCCUCUCCACGGACCCCGGCCACCAAGGGUGCCGCAACCAUAUCCACCCGGACCACCGACUGGACCAACUCCGCAACAGUACGGCUACUGGAACAGGAACAUGGCAAUGCCAAAGCGGCCACGUUAUGUGUCGCAUUCCCACGCGCCGCCGCCACAGCAUCGAGUGCCCCCUCACCCACAAUAUCAUCGUGCCGCAUUCGAGCAACCCAGUCAUUGGCAUCCGAGAAUGCAGUCGGGAAUGCAGUCGGUUAUGCAGUCCGGUCAUCCGAUGGCGCUUAGGCUGGGCGGAGCACUGCGCUACCCGGAGGAGGUUCGCUUCGGCAACCAAGUGGGCAACUUCGGUGCGGACAAGCAGUGCCGCUACGGAGCCAUCGGAAGCGGACGACCCAGCCAAAACAGGGGCCGGAACGCCGGCAACUCUCCGAACGGGAGCUACGGCAACCGCGGUUAUCUUACUGCCGUUAGGUCCACUGGUAAUCCCACUGGACCGUCCAGAUCUGGCGGAAAUCCAGCCCAACCUGGUGAGCUGGACAUACAGCUGCGGCUCAACGAGGAGGGAGUCUAUACCGCCAGGACGGAGAACGCCAUUAGCCCUUUGCGGACCGAGGGCGGUGAGAAUGAUCCCCAAGGCAGCGAGGAGAGCAGCUACGUCGAUGAGGAGGUUUCCGUCGAGGAUGACGACGACGGUGACGAAGAGGACGAAGAGGAGCGUGAAGAGGAGGAGCAGGAGGUGAAGGAGGAGGUGGAUGGCGAGGAGGGCGAGGAGGAGGAGGAGGAGGAGAAGGAGGGGGAGGAGGAUGAGGUGGAGCUGGAGGUGGAUGAGGUGGAGCUGGAGGUGGAUGAUGUGGAGCUGGAGGUGGAGGUUGAGGUUGAGGUUGAGGUUGAGGUUGAGGUUGAGGAGGAGGAGAGGAAGAGGGAGGAGGAUGAAGAGCAGGCCGCGGUAACCAUUGAGGCACAAGGCGCACCGGCCGUUGCAGGUAGCAUAGUGCAGGAUCAGCAGUUGGCCGCUCCCGAGCCCUUACUCUUCCAAGAGGGGGAGCUUUUCAACUACAACAUAUCGGAGACCCCCAUUGUGCCCAAUUGCUACCAGCCCAUCGGCUAUGGUGCCAUGCCAUGCCAGGAGCACGGUGGGCCGCAGACGCCGCGCGGCAAUGUGCCCUGCGCCCAGGUGCAGCCGCUUGUGAUGCCGCCCACCCAUUUCCCCAGCUUUGCCCAGGCUGCUCAAGAUCACCCUUCGCAGGCGUCCAUGCAUCCUGCAAUGCCUCCUCCUAUGCCCGCUGGUGUGCCCCCUUUCGGCAUUGGCAUUGGCAUUGGCCUCCAGGGCCAAGCCGAUUACCAGCGGAUGGAGCCCGAGCACCACUACAAUGGCAACCACUUUAACUACCGCCACCACCGACCCAAUCCCGACUUCAAUCCGGCCAUGAUGAGCCACGAGCCGGGUCCCAGUGGGCUCUACAUGAUACCACGACCACCACCACCACCGCCACCACCAGCACCAGGCGUUCUUCUGCAGCCGACCAUGUACCAAUUGCGGAAGGAGAGGGCCAGGGCACAUCCGAUCAUGUUCGAGGCGGGCGGCCAUCGCAGCCACAGCGCAGGCUCUAGACCGCCGCUGAUGAUGCAUAACCUGGGUGGCCAAGAACACAUGCAUGGUCAUGGUCGUGGUCACGGUCCGAGUUCCAGUCGGGGACACCAUGGCCCGCCCGGCCACCACAUGACCCGCCAGCAUCCCCAGGGCAUGCCCUUCAACGGCCAGCAUAUGAGGCCCUCGCAUGUGCACGGCGGUCAUGUGAACCAAAUGGGCAGAGGAGGCAUGGACAGGGGCAUGGGCAUGGGCGUGGGCAUUGGCGUGGGAAUGCUGCCCCUGCCGGUCCACAUGCUCAGCACUAACCGAAUGCCGCAGUCCAACAUGCAACAGGGUAUGCCGCAGCCUAAUAUGAAGCAGGGUAUGCCAAAAGUAAUGCAAUUGGGUAUGCCACAAGGAAUGCAACAGGGUAUGCCACAAGCAAUGCUGCCACAGGGUAUGCCACAAGCAAUGCUGCCACAGGGUAUGCCACAAGGAAUGCAACAGGGUAUGCCACAAGCAAUGCUGUCACAGGGUAUGCCACAAGGAAUGCUGCCACAGGGUAUGUCACACGAAAUGCAUCAUGAUAUGCUACAGAGUAUGCUGCAGAGUAUGCAACAGGGUAUGCCACAAGGAAAGCAACAGGGUAUGCCACAAGGAAUGCUACCACAGGGUAUGCCACAAGGAGUGCCACAGGGUGUGUCACACGAAAUGCCACAGGGUGUGUCACACGAAAUGCAACAUGGUAUGCUACAAAGUAUGCAACAGGGUAUCCCACAAAGUAUGCAACAGGGUAUUUCACAAAGUAUGCAACAGGGAAUGCAACAGGGAAUGCCACAAGGAAUGCAACAGGGUAUGUCACAGGCCAUGCGGCAGAGUAUGCAACACGGAAUGCCACAGGGUAUGCAACUGGCAAUGCCUCAGACUAUGAACCAGGGUAUAUCCCAGUCUAAUAUGCAGCAGGGAAUGCCCAUGAAUGUCCCACCGUCCAGUCGCGGCAUGAGUCCUUCCGCCAAUCUGAAUGCGAGGCAAAACUACCCGAAUCUGAAUGGCAAUAACAAUAAUACGGAGCUGAUCCAAAUGCCACUGUCACUCAUAGAAGAAGGCAGCAACGUGGCCAGCAGAGUGCCAACAGAAAUGUCAAUCGGUGUCGAUCCCAAUCCCAAUCUUAAUCUUAAUUUCAGCAUGUCGUGGUCGAACAAGUCGUUUGACAUGAUCACACUUGCUCCGGGAUCGCCGACAGUGCCAAGUCAACCAGUAAACACCCAACCUCUUGGAGGCGGUGUUCCUGUCCCAGGAGCAGCAAACGGCGAACAGAUCAGCCAGCCGUCUUACGCCUCCCUGCUGCAGUAACAAUAAGGCGGAGGAAAGUCCUCGUCAGUUGAAUUUCAUCUUUACCUACGCACCAGGUUGCUAAAUUCCAAAUUUAAUCUAGUCAGAUCGCAAUUCAACUACUCCUCCACAAGCGAAUCAAAUUUCUUUGUUACUUAUUCUUUUUGUACUUGGCUUUCAUUUGUUGGUUAAAUAAA